CCGGAAACACAUAAGACACAAUAACAACAACACACGGGCCUAUGUCUAACUAGCUACACGAAAUCGAAGUGAAAUUGCAUAGAUCAUCUAACAAUAGCAACAUUUUAUGUUACUUUACUCAACUUUUUAAAGAAACCUAACACUGGUAAGGCAUAGUCCUAGGUUCUACAUACAUAAAGACAGCGUAAGGAGUCAAGUAUGUUCAGUUUUUUCGGACAUCGUAAUAAAGACUCUUCCAAGAAGUCAUCGUCAGAGGGGGAUACAGAUGGGUUCGUGAUAAUCGGAGAAACUGUUGAGGAACAGAGGCAGAAGAUCCAAAACAUCAGCAAACCAUCAUGUAACGUCAUUGUGCAACCAUCAAAGUCAUCCAGUGCAACACCUUCCCAGGCCCACCACUCUCCAGCCCCCGCUCCACCUUCCGUGAUCGCCCCAUCACCAGGGCCCAUGUGGAAGCCCCCUGCGCCCAUCGUGGAGGCCCCACCGUCUCUCCCAGAGCUACUAGGAGAUGUCCCGUUCACCCUGGCCCCCCAUGUCCUGGCCAUGCAGACAGGGGGUCCCGGGUUCCUCUUUUCUGAGAUGCUGAUGUCCCCCCGAGACAUCAACCACAACCUGGCCUCCUUCACUUACGAUUUCACCCUGGAGAACUCUGUGCUCUGUGACCAUUGACCUGUCUACUUUCUGACUGUAUGACCUCUGACCUUUUUGAUCUGUCAACCUCCUCCAAUACCAACCCUUUGUCAACCCUGGGUCGUGUUCAUUGGGCAGCAAACAGAAGAAAACAUACUGAAACAGGGCGGGACAUCCUGGGCUUGCCUAAUAAGAAAGGCACAUUUUUGUUUUUAGAGUUUAGCUACAUGUGCUCUACUGAACACAACCUUGGACUGUCUUGUCUCGUUACCAUUCAGGUUUAGUUUCAGUUCCAUGGGGCUCUGUCUGAGAAUGGCAAUACUAUAAUUAAUAAUAAACCUGGUUCUGGUGAUGAUCAGCAUUAGGUGGGGUCAAAACUGCACCUGCCUGCAGUGAUGUAGGUACACACAGUAUGUAGGUAGAUGGGUACACAGAAUUCCACCUUUUUAAGAUUGCAGAUUAGGAAUACUAGUUAAGAAUGUUAAUCACUUGCUGAUGCAUGUCAUAGUAGUGCUGGUUCACUGUUUUAAGUGUGUGUGUGUGUGUCAGAAGAGCGUUAGCUUCAUGUCGGAUGAUAGGAAUGCUUGAACAUAGCUGAGGCUUGCGUUGAAGAACAGAGUCAGGGUCUAGAUUCACCUGCUGUUGUUGUUGGUUUAGGAAUCACUGAUUGACCUUUUGGGUUUGCACUAAUGUACGUACCAGACAGAUUUCAAAUGGAAUCUUAGGAAGGAAAUGACUUCUUUAUCUGGUUACGUUUUUUACCCUGGUGUCCUCACCUUUGCCAAUGACGUUGAGAAUAUUUUAACAAGACAUUUCCAAAAAA
Messenger RNA from Oncorhynchus mykiss (rainbow trout), 1450 nucleotides. RefSeq names its product UBAP1-MVB12-associated (UMA)-domain containing protein 1. The record is from RefSeq and is a predicted model, not a curated record. Lineage: Eukaryota; Metazoa; Chordata; Actinopteri; Salmoniformes; Salmonidae.